Molecule: messenger RNA, 390 nt
Organism: Drosophila virilis
Lineage: Eukaryota; Metazoa; Arthropoda; Insecta; Diptera; Drosophilidae
Source: RefSeq, a predicted model, not a curated record
AUGAAAUGUAAGGUUUUAAAUCGGACAAAAUUUGAUAUCUCGCACUGUUCCCUUACGGAUCUGGGCCAUGGUAAUGUUAGUGCCAGUGUGCAUUUGAACGUGCAUCAGCCACCGGACAAGAACUGGAUGGUUAGCUAUGGCAUCUGGAGAGAUCAAGGCGGCUUAAAGCCAUUUUUCCAUAAUAUUUCACUGGACUUUUGCCGCUUCUUGAAAAAUCCGAGUCGGUUGCAACUGUACUACUCCUUUCAUAAGGCUAUUUUGCCCUUUUCCAACUUGAAUCACUCCUGCCCCUACACUAUGACGCGCUUCCAGUGCGCUGUGAACCGUGGUCAAUCGCCCGACGGCGCAUCGCGUGUGGGUUCAGCCGAUAGCAAUCAAAUGCGCAGCUAA